AUGUAUCUUGCAUAUCUCUUCACCUUCUUGGCCGCUUCCCAAUCUUUAAUCUUAGCUCACGGCUUUCAAAAAGAAGACUUUGGUGCCGAGAAGCAAAUACCUACUUCGAAUGGUCAAUCGAUCACCAUGGCGGUGGCGCUGUCAACAAAAACCAUUGUGACGACGUUUGAAACCAUUGUCACGUCCAGAAAUACAGAAAUUACCGCUCAAGAUUAUGAAUCUACAAUCACUUUUCAAGAAGCCAAGAACUUCAACUUCAGAGACCCCAUGUGGUGGAAGUCGCCUAUAUUUCACCAAGCCUUAGCUACAGCCAAACCCAUCGAAAAGUCUUUCAGCAUACUCCAGGCACAAAAUCGUCGUAAUUUCAUAAACUUAGGACCACUUCCAACAUUUAUACCUCGUGUUACGACCCCGUCACCACCAUCACCACCCCUUUCAUCUGCAAUAUCAACCUCAAGUCUUACUAUAACAUUUCCUGACUUAACUACUGCUUUCGCUGUAACCACUAUAAGCUCAAAUUAA
This is a messenger RNA of Botrytis porri, 522 nucleotides long. RefSeq lists its product as uncharacterized. The record is from RefSeq and is a predicted model, not a curated record. The transcript has a single exon. The coding region runs from base 1 to 522 and encodes 173 amino acids. NCBI's taxonomy places the organism in Eukaryota, Fungi, Ascomycota, Leotiomycetes, Helotiales, Sclerotiniaceae.